This is a messenger RNA of Cottoperca gobio, 2425 nucleotides long. RefSeq names its product rho-related GTP-binding protein RhoA-D. The coding region runs from base 159 to 740 and encodes 193 amino acids. Gene Ontology annotation, molecular function: GTP binding; GTPase activity. The transcript has 5 exons. The record is from RefSeq and is a predicted model, not a curated record. Lineage: Eukaryota; Metazoa; Chordata; Actinopteri; Perciformes; Bovichtidae. Gene Ontology annotation, biological process: small GTPase-mediated signal transduction.
AUACAUUUCCGAGGAGACCAUGAAUGCAGCACUAUGGGAGGGUCUUGUGAGUAUCGGUUUGGUAGGCUUUCACUCUGACUACAGCUGCUUCAAGGGACGGAAGACAGUAGGAGGGGAACACGGAGGUCUUUGAUAUUUGAAAGCACACUCUUGAAAAGAUGGCAGCCAUCAGGAAGAAGUUGGUGAUAGUUGGGGAUGGUGCGUGUGGGAAGACCUGUCUUCUCAUCGUCUUCAGUAAGGACCAGUUCCCCGAGGUCUACGUCCCCACUGUGUUUGAGAACUACAUCGCUGACAUUGAAGUUGAUGGCAAACAGGUGGAGUUAGCGUUGUGGGAUACAGCAGGUCAGGAAGACUAUGACAGACUGAGGCCUCUCUCCUACCCUGACACAGAUGUUAUCCUCAUGUGCUUCUCCAUAGAUAGCCCCGACAGUUUAGAGAACAUUCCCGAGAAAUGGACGCCUGAAGUGAAACACUUUUGUCCCAAUGUCCCAAUCAUUCUCGUGGGUAACAAGAAGGACCUUAGGAAUGAUGAACACACACGCAGGGAGCUGGCCAAGAUGAAACAGGAGCCUGUUAAGUCCGAGGAGGGCAGAGACAUGGCCAACCGCAUCAGUGCCUUUGGCUACCUGGAGUGCUCUGCCAAGACCAAGGACGGCGUGCGGGAGGUGUUCGAGAUGGCCACCAGAGCAGCACUGCAGGUCCGCAAGCGCAAGAAGAGGGGCGGCUGCCAGCUUCUGUGAAGGGACGGAGUUUGUUGGCCGAUCAGCACCUGAGGGAGGACUCCCCCCUUACGCACAGAGCAAACUUAGAGAAACCUUAAAUCAAUGGCUUCCGUGGACUAUACUUACGUCACAGAUAUGCCACAGGAUAACAUGAAAGACUGACACACCUGUUUUAAAAGCAAAACAAAUCAGCUUUUUUUUUAACAAUUUCCUCUGCUCCUCACUUUCUGUUAGUUUGCUCGUUUUUCUCCACCAGCCUGUUUGUGUGAAGGACCUGUCACUUCCUCCUGUAUGAAUGUAUGUUUGUAUUUAUAUGUGCAUAUACUUUACAAAUAUAUCCUGUGUGUUAUGAUUGUUUACAGAGAAGGGUCUUGUAGCUCACAUGCCCACUGAAUGGCAAGUUUUUAGAUUUACUUUUAAUAGUACGAACCCCUGCUUCUCUUCAACCUGCACGUACUACCCAGUCUCCUUUUUGUUAUAUUAUUCACCCAUAGUCCUAUUUCACAAAGUGCUAAAUCAGCAGAGUUCCAUUUUCCCCAGUUUUUAUCUUCUGACAAAAGACUAAAUUUAGAGCCUGUUCACUCUGCAUUAAUCCACUAAAACCUACAAAAACUGAAGCAGCAGUGACUUUGAGCGGAGAAGUUUUGGACUGCACCUUGCUCUGUCCCCCAUGGCGAUAGAUUAAGCCAGCGCUGGAGACAGUGGUCUAUUGUCAGACACAAUACUGUCAGUCACACUCACUGGCUCAAACUGACUUGCCUCUACGUCACCAACGCCCUUCCCAAACAAGCCUCCUGUCUGAACUCUGCACUGUUGAUUCAGAUCCAGUCGUUGCAUCAUUGCUGUACUGAAUCUACGGGUUCGGCUGCACACUGCAAACAGAUAUAGUCCUAUUCUGUGUAUAAAAGUUUUAAUAAACAUUCUUAUUGACAACUGGAUUGACAGCUCAAAUGUUGUCUUUACCAAUGUGCCGUCUCCUCAGUUUGGCUCACCAGAGCUCAUUAGCGUUAGACUUUUUGAAACUGGGUCUUUGUUGUUGUGUAACAGGCCUUUAUUUGACACUAAACACACAGGACGUUCCAUGAAAUGUGAUUGGGAUAGCUCAGUGCGUAGCCAGUGGUUGGUGAAAUGUUUUUCUUGAGUAGCCAAUAAAGAUCAUAGAAGUGGGGUCAACUGAAAAGCAGAUGUUGUAUAUGUUUAACAACUGUGGUGUGUUCGGGCCCAGCAAUGAAACAGUCAAUUAGAAUUUUUUUCCAUCAAUGCGUCACAAGUGCCAUUCCCAUAAUAAUUAGGGUUGCAUCCACUGACGGUUGUCUCGCUGAAUUUUCUCCAGAUGUGUGUUAUCAUCACUAAGUGACAAAAUCAUCAAAGCGCCUCAUCUUCUUACAGGCAGCCCCCUUGUGCAGCUAGUGUUUCUGUAUCAUGGCUGGAGCAAAGAGAAAGCCUUGAACACACAUAAUGGUCCCUACGUUGAUCUUACCACCAUCGUAAGCUACAACUGUGGUGGUCUUUAACCAGUAUAUUCAGAUCCAUAGAAUUCACAAUGUUACGGGUAGGGCUCAUUUCUGAACAGUUCCUCUAUGUCUCAGAUAUCAAAGACCAUAGUUCAAGAGAAAAUGUUGAUUGUGAUGACGCUUUACAAACAGGAGUGGGAUGUGUUCAAUGUCUGGAUGAGACAUGUUAUUAAAGUAUUUUUGAAAUAC